AUGACCAAGUUCCAUAUCUUCCAUAAGGUGGUCAACGUGCUAGUCUACCUCGUUUUCCUUUCCUCGACCGUUUACAGUGUCGUUGGUCCUGCACCUGGUGACACCUCUGUUGAUGAUGGCCAAACCUAUAUCACGCCAUCCUUCUGGAUCGAAUACUUGUGGACCCUUAUUCAUAUCCUCUUGGGAGGCUUUGUCAUUUAUCAAUGGUUCGAAGAUGCCCAUGAAGCUGCCCUUCAUGGUGUUGGCUGGCACUUUGUUAUUUCGGUUAUCUUGAGCGCCAUUUGGCUCGCUCUCAUCAAGCACUCCCACUACAUUAUUGGUUUCAUUUUCUUGUUGCUCACCGCCUCCUCUGUAUCCUAUGUCUUUUAUAACUUGGAGAAGAACUAUCCUGCCAACUCUUGGUGGGACAAGCUUUUCAUCCAUGCCCCCUUUUCCUUGUGGCACGGCUGGAUUGUCUUUUCCGCGGUGAUUGGUUUCUUCCAAGCCUUUACCGGUGUCCAUGAAGAUGGUCCUGGUUUCUGGAGCCGUCUCUUUGUCAUCAUCGGCAUGGGUGUCCUUGUGGUCACUGCUGUUGGCUACGUCGAAUACAAGAAGGAAAAGGGUGACCUCACUGGUGCCUUGGUCAUUGCCUUGGGCUUGCUUGCUGUUUUCACUAACCAACAUGAUCCUUGGAUCCACUGGUUUGCUUUGGCCUUCGCCAUCAUCACCUUCUUGUACCCUGCUCGUCCUUAUAUCUUCAAGUGGUUGGGCCGCUCUUCGGAUACCGAGAAUGCUCCUCUCUUGGGUUAA
This is a messenger RNA of Lichtheimia ornata, 789 nucleotides long. RefSeq lists its product as uncharacterized. The transcript has 5 exons. The coding region runs from base 1 to 789 and encodes 262 amino acids. The record is from RefSeq and is a predicted model, not a curated record. Lineage: Eukaryota; Fungi; Mucoromycota; Mucoromycetes; Mucorales; Lichtheimiaceae.